Molecule: messenger RNA, 5288 nt
Organism: Pangasianodon hypophthalmus (striped catfish)
Lineage: Eukaryota; Metazoa; Chordata; Actinopteri; Siluriformes; Pangasiidae
Gene: sh3bp5la
Product: SH3-binding domain protein 5-like, a
Exons: 6
Coding region: 396-1781 (461 amino acids)
Biological process (GO): intracellular signal transduction; negative regulation of protein tyrosine kinase activity
Cellular component (GO): cytoplasm
Molecular function (GO): protein kinase inhibitor activity
Source: RefSeq, a predicted model, not a curated record
UUUCGAAUUAACCUUACUUCUCAUUCCGCUUUGUAGCUAGCGUUGUUGACUUAGUCCGAGUGUGCAGCUAUUAUGAUAAAAACUUUCUUAAUUUUGUGAUUUUUCCAGUGUAUUUAUUAUGCAGAUAGUUUAGUAGCAUUGGAGGUCACUAAAUUAUGGUCGUCGGAUAUAGAAAAUAUGUUUGUAAGUCAGCUGGCUAGCACAGGACAGCUAGCUGAUAAAGGAGAAGAGGGAGGAGAAAACAUAAACAUAAACAUAAACAUGAACAUAAACAUGUAUUAGCGCUGCUAGCCAACUGACGUUAGUCGGUAUACAUUUUAUGGUCAUUUUAGCUAGUGAGCUAAAUAGUUUGGUAUCGAUUCGUAUUGUAUUCGUGUGAUAGACUGAGGAAGAACAUGGAGAUGGAGCAGACUGACUUGCGAGAGAAUCCUCCCGGUUCGCUGGCUGUCCAGAAAACAGAGAACUGUGAAAAAAGUCUUGGAGGAAGAAUACAAGAUUGUGGUUUGCAGUGUAAAGACAGAGAUGUUGAUGGCGAGUCUGCGAAAAGGGAAGAGACUGAAGAGUAUGAAAUGCUAGAUCAUCAUCAACAACAACAACAACAACAACAAGAGGAGCUAGAGGUGCAUAAGAAGCAGCCUGAUGAAGAGCUGGACCCCAGAAUACAGGAGGAGCUGGAGCAUCUGAAUGAAGCCAGUGAAGAGAUCAACCAGCUGGAGCUGCAGCUAGAGGAAGAGAGGUCAAGCUACAGGAAAAUAUUUACAGAUUCAGCCAGGAAGCUCAAUGCACUAAGCUCUCAGCUGGGCUCUUGCAUUGAGAAAGCCAGACCUUACUAUGAGGCACGGAGAUUAGCUAAAGAGGCCCAGCAGGAGACCCAGAAGGCUGCGCUUAGAUACGAGAGGGCCGUUUCCAUGCACACGGCUGCACGGGAGAUGGUGUACGUGGCUGAGCAGGGCCUUGGUGCAGAUAAGACUCUGGAUCAAACCUGGCAAGAGAUGCUCAAUCAUGCCACUGCCAAGGUGAACGAGGCUGAGGAUGAGCGACUGCGGAGUGAACGAGAGCACAUGCGUGUCACCCAGCUGUGUCAGGCAGCUGAGGCUCGUGUACAGACCCUGCAGAAAUCCCUCAAGAGGACCAUUAUCAAGUCGAAGCCUUACUUCGAACUCAAGGUCCAGUUUAACUCCAUAUUGGAGGAGCACAAAUUGAAGGUAACUCAGUUAGAAGAGCGUGUGAGUGAAGUGAAGAAGCAUUACUCCUACACUCUGCAGCGCUUGGAGAAAAUCAGCGAGGAGAUCCAUGCCCAGAGAGGACCGGAUCAUUCUGAGAAUGGAUCUACAAAAUCCUUCAAAACACGCAGUCCUCCUAUAGGAGCCGAGGCGGUAAUUACUACGAGGACUGAAGGUGGACACUGUGGAGGCCGCAAUAAGUCAAAUGAAUGGGUGGACGGCCAAGAGGCUAAGACACAAGAGUGGGUGGAGAGACACAGGGAGUCUGGCUGGUGGGAGGGAGAAAAACGGAGACCGACAUCUGGAGUGGGUUCGGACUCCACCUCCGUUUUUAGCUUUAAAACCAUUGCUUCUGAUUUGGAGAAGUGCGACUCUGUUGAGCAUCUCGGCCAGCUGAGUGACUCUGUUAGUCUUUCUGGGGAAGAGGAGGAAAGGGGGAAAGAGGGAGAUGAAGAGAUUGGAGGAGUGGAACAAAAAAAGAACAAAAAGUUGGAUUUUACAGAGAUUGAGAAACAAGAGCAGCUCAUCAAGCAGCAUCACAGGAGUGUGAGUUUGUGAGUAAAGCUCACCUCGGGGUCACAUGAAGGGGAACAUUUGAGUAGGAGUGGGUGAUUUGGUGAUACUUGAAGACAUUUCCACAGUACACAAUAUGUAUCAGGAUAUUUAGCAGUGAUAACAUUGUAACAGAUAAACAGUGGUCAUAUUUUUAAAAAGAACCAAUGCAACCUAUGGAAUGGUUUUAAUGUUAUUUUUAAUUGCAAAAAAAUUAUUUAACAUUCAGAAAGAAGGAAAAAUGAAACAUUCAUUCAUCUUUGGUAAAUGCUUUAUCCUGGAAAGGGUUGCAGAGAAUCCGGAGAACACUGGGUUUAAAAUGGGAAUACACGCUGGAUGGGACGCCAGUCCAUCGCAGGACACCAUGCACACACACAUUCACACACGCUUAACAACUAGGGGCAAUUUAUCAUUUAUCAUUUGGUGGGUGGGAGGAAACCAGAAAACUCAGAGAAAACCUACACAAACACAGGGAGAAAAUGAAAAUGAAUCAUCGGAUAUGUAAAAAGUAAUAUCCAAUCAGCUACUUGUUACUGUGAGCAACAAUUUCACAAUAUGCUUUUCUCAAAGUAUGACAAAUAUCAUCUGUACAUUUAUAACACUGACCAACUCUGCUGUAAAUCAUCAGGUUACGAUCUUUACCAUAUUGUCAUAUUGUCCAGUCUUACAUUCCACCAAGUCUGUUUUUUUCCCCAACACAUCAGGGAAGACCUUUUUAGUCUAGUAUAGUAGGAUAAUAUGGUCCAGUUUAGUCUCCAUGUCAACAGCCACAAUAUGUGAAUCCACAAAACUACCAGUAUGACAGUGUGAGGAAUAACAUUUGAAAUAGUUAUCAAGGCUGUUGCAUUGCAUAUUUCAAGCUGGAUUUGAGCAGUACUGACCAUCUCUUCAUCAAUUUUCCUAUCUGUGAGAACAUUAGCCCUGUAAUUGCACUUUGCAUCAGGAAAGGGAUUAGAAAGAAAUGGACUUCUUGUGAAUAGCUGUGAUGAAUGAUGAGAGAUAGACUUAAACCCAGCUCCAGUCUAAUGAAACUGAAUCCAGUAUAGUCUUGUGCAACGGUUCAGCAGGUAAUUAAAAAUGCAGUGACAAACACACUCAUUUUGCAAUAUAUUAUGAAAUGUGAGAUGUUAAAAGACACCCAGGGAUGCAGAGGUUGUCGUUGGUGCUGAUAGUAACAGCAGAACUUGUAAAUUAUUGCAUGAAAAUAAAUUGAACAUAAAAAAAGCAAAUGCUUUAGGGUAUCGUGUGGAGUCUUAGAUAAUGCUAAUAGAAGACACACUGCAGGUAAUUUGCAUAAAAUCCGUAGCACAAUGCACAUAUUUUAUCAAAGUAAAUCUUUGAAAUUAAUGACAGCACCCUGUAGAUACGAUUAAAAUGUCCUUACAAUUACGCUUAAAACAAAAAUACUGAACCAAUAAUUAAUUUCUUGACAUUUUAGUUCUACACCAGCCUCUUUACGCUCAAUUUGGCUUUUUAAUUGUUUGCAUAGAUACUGACAUGGAGAAAGAUGAAAAAGACAAUACAUUAAAAUCCUCAGACAAACUAAAGAACACAGAGGUGUAUUUUAAACUGACUAUACUGUAGUCUUUAGUAGUUUAUUCUGCAUUCAUUAUUUAAAUGUGUUUUAUCUGUACAAGCCUUUCAUGUCUUUCUAAAGCCUAGCUUAUAAAUAAUAAAAGUUUAAUCUGGUAUUAAAAUACCAAUUGUCGAUUACUUUUGGUGUUGAGUAUAUUUAGAGUUAAACAGCAUUUUUUAAUGUAAAAUGGCAUUUACAAGACAUUUAUAUGAUUGCAAGUUGGAACUGACUGACCAGGCUAGACGAACACUUAAAUGACAGCUGCUAAAAGGCAAUAAACAGCCGCCUCAAUAAUUACCACUGAAGUCAAUUUACACCUCUUUAACCCAGACAAGCUUAAGGUCAUGAAGCUGAUAUUUUCCAUUUUCCACAAACUGCAGAACACAAAACCUUGGAAUGUGUGGGUGAGUUUUAUUUAUGAUUUACAAAUGUUAACAACAGCGAUGCAGGAAGAUGGUUGAAUGCAUAUUUAUUAUGGGUGUGAACCUCAGGCUUCCACAUGAAAAGAUACGAUUUUGAUUCUUAAGGCAAUGAGUUGAUAUUUGCCGAUACAACUGAAUCUGCUAAGGUACGAUUUGAUACGAUUAGAUUUAGUAGCCUCUGAUCUAUACGUGAUCAACUAUGUUGUGGAUUCGGUAGUAAGCCUGCCGUUAAUUUGCGAAUGAUGAUGAAGUCGAGAAGGACUGUUUGACGUAUCAGAGUUACAGGCAAAUCACCUUCAUGGCCUGUUUAAUUAUUUACAGUUCACAUUUAUCAGUUUACAAAUAUGAAUUAUUUCUUACACACCAGUUGUCUGUUCUUUUUCAGUAAUAACUGAUUUAUGAUUGGGGCCUCAAUUUAUUUCAGUCGUUGCCUUUUAAAUUGAUGCAUCGAUCCAAAAUUGUCCGAUAACUACACCCCUAAUAUUUCUUAUCUUAAUGUAGUUUUCACUGACAACAUGAAUUCGUUUUCCCCUACUUUACCUUUUACAAGUUAAAUACAUGCAACAUAAUGCUCAUUCCCCUUUUUCCUAGAAUUGCAUCUUUAACUUGCAGACACGUUGAACUGCAUAGUAAUAAACAAACUCUCCAAUUUCACUCAGAAGCAAUACUGACUCACUGACUACUACAUUCACAUGAUUAUAUAUCCUGUUUUUGUGAAUUGGUUUCAGUACACCUUUCUCACACUGCCCUUAAAGUCUAAAUGAAAUUAGCCUUAAAUUAUAACAUGCCUUUUUUAUUUUUAUCUUAGACUUGUAUAUUAUUCAAUAUUAGCAAACAUGUAAGAUCCUUCAAGUCAGUUGAUUGUUAUCAGGUUCAAGCUAAAUAGAUUUUUCAUAGUUUGUGUGCUUCUAUAAGACAUGCUGCUCAGUAGAUUGCAAGAAUUGUCCUUGCUUUAUCAUUAUAUUCAGUAAAUCAUUUAUUAUAAGAUUUACUAUUGCAUUCAGUGUUAAUUUAUUUUUAUUCAGCAACUGGAAUUUUGAUGUAUAAUAUUUUAAAUAUUAAGCAGGCAUUCUGUAGUUAUAAUUUGUGUUAUGAUACAGCUGACUAUUGAAUGAUAGUAACUUUUUUGUGUUAAUUAUUUAAGAUGGUCAUAGCUGUGUAUUUCUUGACUGUCUAUAUGCUAGAUUUUCCUGUUUUCUUUAAUAGCAUUUAUAUAUUUUGUUUGAUACUCUCUGUAAAGAUUGUUCUUCAUGAAGAUGAAAUGUGCAAUGUCUGACAGAACAAUACUUUAUUAUACAUAAAUUUUAUGUAUAAAGGUAAAUUUCAUGCAGUUGAAGUAUAGCUUUAUCUCCAUUUUGUUCAUCUGUGUAAUUGUAUUUUCAGUGCAAAGUUCUUAGUUGUGUUAUGACUUUCUCCUUUUCCUGAAGACAUAUGAACAUGUUUCAUGUAGUGUGCUACAUAAUCUAAUUGUAUAGAUCAGAUAAUCAUAUUAAUAAAAAUGUUCAGUUACAUCAA